Molecule: messenger RNA, 1492 nt
Organism: Impatiens glandulifera
Lineage: Eukaryota; Viridiplantae; Streptophyta; Magnoliopsida; Ericales; Balsaminaceae
Product: S-adenosylmethionine decarboxylase proenzyme-like
Exons: 1
Coding region: 138-1250 (370 amino acids)
Biological process (GO): spermine biosynthetic process; spermidine biosynthetic process
Cellular component (GO): cytosol
Molecular function (GO): adenosylmethionine decarboxylase activity
Source: RefSeq, a predicted model, not a curated record
GCAAACCAUCCUGAGAUUCUCUAAACCUGUGGAUAGUCUGUUUAGCAUUCUGACCGUCUUCAAUAUUAUAGUAUAGUUCUUUGUUAUUUCUUUCUUCACCACCACCACCACUUGAAUUCUUCUCCAAAACUAGAACAAUGGCCAUGUCAAUGUCAGCAAUCGGAUUCGAAGGAUACGAAAAGAGACUAGAGAUCUCCUUCUUCGAACCGGGAAUCUUCUCCGAUCCUCAAGGAAAAGGUCUACGACAGUUGUCCAAGUCUCAACUCGACGAAAUCCUCACACCUGCAGAAUGCACUAUCGUCAGCUCCCUGUCGAACAAAGAACUGGACUCAUACGUCCUCUCAGAAUCCAGCCUCUUUGUCUAUGCUUACAAGAUCAUAAUCAAAACUUGCGGAACAACCAAGCUGCUUCUCUCAAUCAAACCGAUCCUUGAACUCGCUGAAACCCUAUCUCUAAAUGUUCGAUCGGUUAGGUACACUCGCGGCAGCUUUAUAUUCCCAAGUGCUCAGUCUUACCCUCAUCGCGAUUUCUCUGAAGAAGUUGAAGUUCUCGACGGUUACUUUGGCAAGCUCGGUUCAGGCAGCAAGGCUUUCGUUAUGGGUAACUCAGACCAGCCCGAUAAAUGGCAUGUCUAUUCAGCAUCAGCCGAAUCCGAUUUGAUUAAACAAGAGAAACCAGUUUACACUCUAGAGAUUUGCAUGACGGGUCUGGAUAGGAAAAAGGCAUCAGUCUUCUACAAGACCGAUUCAUCAUCUGCUUCUGUUAUGACUGAAAAGUCUGGUAUUAGUAAGAUUCUACCAAAUUCCAAAAUCUGCGAUUUUGAAUUCGACCCGUGUGGGUAUUCCAUGAACGCUAUUGAGCAAAACGCCAUCUCGACCAUUCAUGUGACUCCGGAAGAUGGGUUCAGUUACGCUAGCUUUGAAGCGGCUGGGUAUGAUUUCAAGAGUGCUGAGUUUGAUUUGAACCGUUUAAUGGAGAGGGUUUUGGUCUGUUUCGUUCCUACUGAAUUUUCAGUUGCUCUCCAUUGCGGUGGUUCUGGUUUGGAACUUGAUGAAGUGAGUGCGAAUCUUGGUGCGGCUGGGUAUGUUUGUUCAGGUACUAGCUGCGGGUCUUUGGGAGAAGGAGGAAGGGUUCAUUAUCUGAGCUUUUCGAUGAAAGGAAGCUGUGGGUUCGGGUCUCCAAGGUCGAUUCUGAAUGGUUGCUGGAGUGGCAGCGAGAGCGAAGAAGAUGAGAAAAUGAUGAAGAAUUAAUUGAUUUGGUUAUAUUGGCUGGUUUUUAGAGUGAAUAAAAUGGCUGGUGGUGAUGAUGAUGCCAUCUUUCUUUUUCUAUUAUUAUUAUUAUUGCUGUUUUAUUUGUGUAAUGUGAUUUUCAUUUUCGGUGUUGUUUUCUUUAAUAAUAAUGUUAUGUUGGAAAAUAACAGCUUGGGAUAUGGCUGGUAAUGUGAUGAACACUUUGUUAUUGUUUUGCUUUCCAUAAUAAUAAUAAUAAUCAU